Messenger RNA from Prorocentrum cordatum, 282 nucleotides. NCBI's taxonomy places the organism in Eukaryota, Dinophyceae, Prorocentrales, Prorocentraceae. The record is from the annotation of a GenBank genome assembly.
GUCACCUUGGCGGGUCUGCCCAGCCUGGUCGCGUUCGUGGCGCCAGUCGGCCAUGCCCGCCUCGGGUCGCCCAAGGCCUGCCCGGUGCGCGGCGGGCCGCUGGCGCAUGCGCUCGCGGGCCCGGGGGCGAACCGCGGGAAUUUCGCGCCCGCCAGGGUGCGCGCGAAGGUUCGCCAGGCGUCGCUGGAGCUGGGGCUGCUGAUGGAGUCCCCGUCCACGUGCGUUCUCCGCCAGAUCGCCCUCGUCCAGGCCGCGGCGCCUGUCCCGCGGGCCGCGAAGCUG